AUGUCUGCGCCACCCGCCCUACAAAUCCGAGAGGCGAACGCGCACUUGGCGGCCAUGCACCGGCGCGCGGUGGAGCUAGAGGCGCGGCUGGACGCAGCCGAGUGCACGGUGCGCGCCCAGGCCGAGCGCUUGGCCUGCCACGACCAGCAGCUGCGUGCCGCCCUCGAGGAGCUCGGCCACGCCAAGGACUGUGAGAUCGCCACGCUCCGGGAACAGCUGAUGACCUCCGAGGCCGCCGUCCACAACCUGCAGGCCACCGUGCGCCAGAGGGACGACCUCAUCGGGCAGCUGCAACUCCAGGCCGAGCUGCUGCGGGACGUCUGCCAGCAUCGCCUGCCCCUGGCCAGGCUGCUGGCCACUCUGGAUGAGGCUGAGCGCCUGGGGUCCCUCCCAUCCAGGGACCCUUGCGGGCCCAGCCCCGCAAUCGUCAGCACCAAUGGGGAAGGUGACGAGGACCACCUGCCAGCGGCUGUGUUGGGGACCACGGUUACCUUACUGGACCUGGAAGCAUCUAAGUGUGAGACCACUCCAUGCCAUCCCCUGGAAGGAACCCUGGCACUGCAGCCACUAAGUACCCCUCUGCUAAACAAAAGGGAGAGGACCGGCCCCGCGACCUCUUCAACUCCACCCAACUGCCCAAUCUCGUUGGCCACCCGUUUCCAACCUCCUCAGGGAAUUGUUACAUCGGGAGCUGCUGUGGGCCAGGGUUCCUGUCGGCUGGGCAAGGCCAACGGCCACCUGCAGCGCUCCGGGUAGAGUCACCUGCCUGGCACCUCACAAGCGGCUGCUCAACAUCAGUCACCGCCACCCCGUUUCCUCUUCCCAGUCGGCAGAAGGGGGCUGGUCUCUGCAGGGGAGGAUCAACUGGGGCUGGUCUGUGCUAAGGAAUAAACCAGAGCCCUUCGCCUUGA
Messenger RNA from Echinops telfairi (small Madagascar hedgehog), 911 nucleotides. RefSeq names its product vimentin type intermediate filament associated coiled-coil protein (gene VMAC). The record is from RefSeq and is a predicted model, not a curated record. NCBI's taxonomy places the organism in Eukaryota, Metazoa, Chordata, Mammalia, Afrosoricida, Tenrecidae. The coding region runs from base 1 to 756 and encodes 251 amino acids. The transcript has 4 exons.